AUGCUUAUUUUUUUUUCUUUCUUUCUUGUUUCUGAUUCAUUUUGUGUUUUCUUCUUUUUUGUCUUCUUUAUCAUCUUUUUUCCUUUUCUUCUUCAUCAUCAUUCCUUUUUUUUUAUUUCUCACUUGACAUCACCAGCUUCUCCGUUACAUUUUCUUUAUUAUCCUUCUUUUCUCUUUAUUUUUAUGUUUUUUCUUUCUUUCUUUUGUCACCUUUUCUUCAUUUUACUUAUUUCAUUUUUCUUCCUCUUUUCUAUUUUUCUUUCUUCUGUAUUUCUAUCUUCAUUUUUUUUUUGCUCUUUAUUUUUCAUUCUUUGUGUUGAUUUCUUCAUUUUAUUUGUUUCAUUUUCCUUUCUCUUUUGUUUUUCCACAUUUUCUAUUCUGUCUUUUUUGUUCAUUUUAUAUUAUUCUUUCUUCAGUUUUCUUCCUUACUUCUCUAUAUUUUUCUCUCUCUUUCUCCUUUUGCAUCUUUUUUGCUUAGUGUUUAUUUUUCUUCAUUUCAUUUUUCAUCUUGUUCUCUUUAUUAUAUUUAUUCUUCUUUUAACCUUCAUCUAA
Molecule: messenger RNA, 552 nt
Organism: Acanthosepion pharaonis
Lineage: Eukaryota; Metazoa; Mollusca; Cephalopoda; Sepiida; Sepiidae
Source: the annotation of a GenBank genome assembly